Molecule: messenger RNA, 3765 nt
Organism: Adineta steineri
Lineage: Eukaryota; Metazoa; Rotifera; Eurotatoria; Adinetida; Adinetidae
Source: the annotation of a GenBank genome assembly
AUGUCUACCAACACCACCACCACGAACCAACAUGAACAUAUCAAUAGUGAUACUGACGAUGAUCGUGUAUACAAUGCUUUAGACUACGUACCACAAAAACAACCUCAUCAUCGUCAUCGUACGACUACAAUUAGUUCAAUUGCUUCAUCUAUUGUUACCAAUUUAGUUACUCGACCUUGUUGGUGUCGUCGGUAUUCAACUUUUGUGGUUAAAUAUUCAUGGUGCUUUUUAUUACUUGGAUCAUCAAUAUGUAUUGCUCUUGGUUUAGCAGCAGUAUUACUACGAGAUUUACCAGAUUUUAAUGAUCCAACAAAAGGUUUUAUUCCACGUGGCAAACAAACAUUAACGUCACGUUUAUUUGUAUUAGAAAAAAUUAAAAAUGAACUCGAUAGACAAAUGGCUGCUGCACGACUAACAAGUAAAAGUAACAUAUUAUCGGUAACACAACAAAAUAUUUCUUCCAAUCAAUUUGAUAAUGAUGACGAAGAAGAAGAUGAUGAUAGUGAUUAUGAUAAACCGUCGAGUAUAGCAACUUUUCUAGAAGAUUAUAAAAUUUAUCAAAAUGACUGUGCUUUUAAAUCAUCAAGUCAAACUAAGUGUUUAAGUAAUAAACAAGUAUCUCGAUUAUUAAAAAAUCGUCGUGAUUUUAUGAAAAUAUCUAAAACAAUUGAAAAACAACUUAACAAACCAAAUGAACAUAUGUGCACUUCAAUUGAUUUAAAUCGUCAUUACGAAGUCUAUUUUGAAUCAAGUGUUGAAUCAUCUCGAAAUUUAUUAACACUUGAGAAUCUUUUAUCAUUAUGUAAAAAACAAAAAGAACUUGUUAAUUUAUUUGAAUUACAUUCAACAUGUCAUUAUACAUUACCAGAAAUGAUUGCUUAUUUUUCAAAUAAAACUGAUUGUCAAGAGCUAACACAAAAUGAUAUAAAAAGAUUUAUUAAUCGUAUGCAACGUUGCCAUGCAUUAUAUGAUACAGGUCUUAUACGUACAGCUGGUUUAAAACGUUAUCGUGAGAAGCCAUUGGAAUUAUUUCAAUAUGAUUCGUGUUUUUUUAAUAACUUUACAUUUUUAACAUUAGAAUAUUUAGUAGAUAAAACAUUUUUAUCAACAAAUGAAACACGUUUUACAGCUAUGUGGUUCUUAAAACCUACUAAACCAAUAAAAACAGAAAAUGGAACUGAUACUCAUACAUCAGAGACUGCAUAUGAUUUAUUUAUUCAACAUUUUUAUAAAAAUCCAAAAUUUGAUGAUGGAUUAACUCGAAUAUCUGCAUUAAAUUUUUUGGAUAUUCGAAUUCCAGCAGCAAUGAAACAAAUUCGUGUUGAUAUGUUUUUCGUUAUUUUAGCUAUUUCAUUAAUUGUUGCAGUAACAGUAAUUUAUCUUCGUUCAAUAACAGUUGCAUUAAUGACAAAUAUAUGUGUUAUUUUAUCAUUUGCUUGUGCAUAUUUUGCAUAUAAAAUCAUAUUAGGUAUUGAAUUAUUUCCAUAUAUUAAUUUAAUGUCAUCGUUUAUAUUAAUUGGCAUAUCAUGUGAUAAUGUAUUUGUUAUAUUUGAUGCAUGGUAUUCAGAAAAAUUAGAUAUUUAUAAUGAAGCACGUUUAAAAAAUCGUCAAGUAGAAUUUUAUGGAAAAUUAACAGAUAAACAAGAAAAACAAUAUCGUCGUGAUCGAGAAUUUACAGCAUCGGUUAUCCGACAACGUUUAAUAGCAAGAGAUGAUCCUAAUCAUCAUCCAUCAAAUGAAGGCGGAGAAGAAGAACAUUUUGAUUUAAUUAAAAAUACAGAUUUAGUAAGAAUAAUGAAAGUUAAUGAUGAACAAAUGAUACAAAUGAUGGAAGGAGUUUUAAGACAUGCAGCAGCUAGUGUUUUUGUUACAAGUUUUACAACAUCAGCAGCAUUUUUUACUAAUAUGAUAUCACGAAUUGCUUAUGUACAAUUAUUUGGUUUAUUUAUGGGACUUUGCAUAUUAUUUAAUUUUCUUAUGAAUAUAACAAUGAUUGUAUCAUUUGUAAUAAUCUAUGAAAAAUUUUGUGAACCCUUAUCUAAUCGUCUUGGUAUAUUUAAUCAUUUUCCUGAAUUAUUUGAUAAAAUUAUGUUAACAUUAACACGUCUUAGUCAUGCUAUAUUUACUGUUUAUAUUCCACGUUUAAUUAUAAAACUUCGUUAUAUAUUAAUAAUAAUUUUUUUCAUUCUUGGUGUAAUUGGUUUAGUGGUUGUAUUUCAUCAUCCAAAAUUAUCUCCACCAAAAUCUCGUCGUUAUCAAUUUUUUCAAUUAUCACAUCCAUUUGAACGUUUUGAAUAUCAAAUGCGUGAUGAAUUUUUAUCAUAUAUUAACGAAGAUAAAGAUAAUGUUACUAAUCCAUUAUUAAUAUUUGUAUUUGGUGUUGAAGAUACUGAUUUAGUACAUCCAUUUUAUCCCGAUCGCAAAAGUUCAAUUACUAAUGAAACAAUGAUUUAUAAUAAUAAAAUUGAUUUUUAUGAACCAGAAACAUUACGUUGGUUUGAUUCAUUUUUAAAAGAUCUCAAUCGGAGUGAAUUAUUUGUUAAUGUCGAACAAACAUAUUCACAAUGGUUAACAAUUGGUCAUUUAUUACAUGGAUUUUUAAAUCCUAAUUCCAGAGGUGAUUCAUCAUAUAAUGAAAACGAAUUUUUUAUUCCAGCAACACGAAAUGAUACUGUUCUUGCAAUGAAUCGCUUAUUUAAAUUUUUUAGUGCAUCUAAUCAAGUAUCAGGUGAUCGUGCAAAUGAUGAUUUUCGUCUCGGAUUUUUACCGGAUGGUAAAACACAUGAUUUACGUGCUCUUUUAUUUCUUGUUAAUAUGAAUGUAACAUUUGAUGCAUAUUCAGUUCAAGAUGCAUAUUAUGGAAAAUUACAUCAUUACUUUGAUCAACGUUUAGAACAAUUAAAACUAUCCGAAGGUCCAGAUGGACAUGUUUAUGAACAAGUUAAACAUGGUUGGUUUGUUUCACCUCAAUUUUUAUUUUAUGAUUUAAUGCGUGAAGUUAUUCGUGGUACAUAUACAUCAUUAAUAUUUUCCAUGUUAUUUGCUUUUGUUGUACUUUUAUUAACUUCUGGGAAUAUUGUUAUAACAUUAUAUGCUAUUUUAACAAUUAUAUUUAUCAUAGCUGAUACAGUUGGUAUAUUUGUAUUAUAUGGUUGGGAAUUAAGUAUUCUUGAAACAAUUAUUAUUAUAAUGAGUGUUGGUCUUAGUGUAGAUUUUACUGUACAUUAUGGUGUUGCUUAUAUUAAAGCUGAUUGGAAAAGAAAUCAAGCUCAUAUUCGACGAACAUCAAUUGCUUUAAAAUCACUUCAUUUAGAUAAUGGAAAUGCUACAGAUCAAUCUUUGCUAGAACAAGUAUCUCCUAAUCAAAAUCAAGUACCAAAAAAGAAAUCCUUAUUUGCACGCAUUCAAGCUUGGCAUGCACGAGGAAAUUUACAACGUUUUCGUCGAAUUAAAAAUAGUCUUAUUCGUGUUGGUUCAGCAGUAUUUAUAGCUAGUUUAACAUCGUUUCUUGCUGGUUUAUCAAUGGCACCAAGCAAAUUAACAUCUUUUUCACAAAUGGGUUUUUUUCUUAUGUUAAUUAUGUUUGUUAGUUGGUUAUAUGCUACUUGGUUCUUCCUACCAUUACUUUCAUUUCUUGGACCAAUCGAUAAAUUUGGUGAUAUACCAUUUGGUAAAUUAUUUCGAUGUGGUAAAAUAUCAUCAACACCUAAUAACAAUGAACAACAUCAAUUACAUGAGAAUUUAAAUCAAGAACAAGCAAUUUAG